GGGCUGACAGCUGUCCCGGAGGAUGCUGCCCGGCUUCGGCCCUUAUCGCUCCCGCCCCGUUCCUUCCCGGAAUCCAACACCCUCCCUCCACCCGCCCUGCCUCUCCCCUGCGCAGCGACCGGGACCCGCCCCUGGGUUCCUCGAAAGCCCGGCGGGGCGCCGGGAGACCCUAGAGGCUACCCGCCCGGCCCCUGGCGGGUCGCCACGGAGCGGGGGGAGGCGGGAGGGGAGCAGAGAAGCGCGAAGAUGCUGCCGCAGCGGAGGAGCCGGGACCCGCCAUCCCCGUCCCCGCCCUGCGCGGUCCGGCCUCUCCAGCUUUCCCUUCGCGCGCCUCCGCGCCCCCUCAGCCUCCGGCGCGGAAGCCGGUCCCUCACGCCCCCUCCAGGCCCCCGGUGUCUUCUCGCUCGCCCGGCCUAUCCCUCGGCAAGCUCAGUCUCUCUUUCCCCCUUCCACUCUCCUUCCUUUCCCUUCCCGGUGCCCUUUUCUCUUCUCGUGUCCUGGAGUUCCCGGACAGGGGCUGAGGGCCGGGCAAUGGAGUGACCACAGCUCCCCAGGAGCCCCCUGCCCGGCCUCCCCCGGCGGGCAGUGGCGUCAGCCGGGCCCCUGGGCGCGCCAUGCGCAGCACCACGCUCCUGGCGUUGCUGGCCUUGGUCCUGCUCUACUUGGUGUCCGGUGCCCUGGUGUUCCAGGCGCUGGAGCAGCCCCACGAGCAGCAGGCCCAGAGGGAGCUGGGGGAGGUCCGAGAGAAGUUCCUGAGGGCCCAUCCGUGUGUGAGCGACCAGGACCUGGGGCUCUUCAUCAAGGCUAUGGCAACGCGGCCCUGCGCACAGACGCCGGGCGCCUCUUCUGCAUCUUUUACGCGCUGGUGGGGAUCCCGCUGUUCGGGAUCCUGCUGGCAGGUGUCGGGGACCGGCUGGGCUCCUCUCUGCGCCGCGGCAUCGGUCACAUCGAAGCCAUCUUCCUGAAGUGGCACGUGCCACCGGAGCUGGUGCGAGUACUGUCGGCGGUGCUCUUCCUCUUGAUCGGCUGUCUCCUCUUUGUCCUCACGCCCACGUUCGUGUUCUGCUAUGUGGAGGGCUGGAGCAAGCUGGAGGCCAUCUACUUCGUCGUAGUGACGCUCACCACGGUGGGCUUCGGGGACUAUGUGGCCGGCGCCAGCCCCAACCAGAACAAUGCAGCUUACCAGCCGCUGGUGUGGUUCUGGAUCCUGCUCGGCCUGGCCUACUUCGCUUCAGUACUCACCACCAUCGGGAACUGGCUUCGUGUAGUGUCCCGGCGCACUCGGGCAGAGAUGGGCGGCCUCACGGCGCAGGCCGCCAGCUGGACCGGCACCGUGACUGCGCGGGUGACCCAGAGAGUUGGGCCCACAGCACCACCGCCGAUGGAGAAGGAGCGGCCAUUCCUGCCUCCACCGCCGUGCCCAGCGCAGCCCGCCGGCGGGCCCCAGUCCCCUGCGCUCCCCGCGAAGGCUGAGCCGCCUUCCCCGCCGUCCCCGCCCACCCCGCCCACGGCCUCCGCGCUGGAUUACCCCAGCGAGAACCUGGCCUUCAUCGACGAGUCGUCUGACACCCAAAGCGAGCGUGGCUGCGCACUGCCCCGCGCGCCACGGGGUCGCCGUCGCCCCCCUAACCCUCCCCGGAAGCCCGUGCGGCCGCGGGGCCCAGGGCGUCCCCGGGAAAAAGGCGUGCCGGUGUAGGGGCAGGACCCCCGCCUGGGCCUCUCCAAGGGCUUCGUUCUCGCUCUCCCCGGCAUGCUCUGCUUGUUUGACCAAAGAGGCCUCUUUCGACCGGACUGAGGUCGGGGAGGAAGCUACGGGUUGCUUGUCUGCCACAUUCCCCCCCCCCCCGCCCCGCUCCGGGCCCUCACCUAUCCAUUUGCAGACCCCCCCAAGGCUUUCUGUCUAGCUGUCCCGGCUGGGCCCGUCCCUCACAACACCUCACGACUGUGCCUCAAAGCCUGCAUCAAUAAACGAAAACAGUUUGCACCGCU
Molecule: messenger RNA, 1989 nt
Organism: Suricata suricatta (meerkat)
Lineage: Eukaryota; Metazoa; Chordata; Mammalia; Carnivora; Herpestidae
Gene: KCNK4
Product: potassium two pore domain channel subfamily K member 4
Exons: 6
Coding region: 23-1696 (557 amino acids)
Biological process (GO): stabilization of membrane potential; potassium ion transmembrane transport
Cellular component (GO): membrane
Molecular function (GO): potassium ion leak channel activity
Source: RefSeq, a predicted model, not a curated record